Messenger RNA from Exophiala spinifera, 327 nucleotides. RefSeq lists its product as uncharacterized. Bases 1 to 327 code for a protein of 108 amino acids. The record is from RefSeq and is a predicted model, not a curated record. The transcript is spliced from 2 exons. Lineage: Eukaryota; Fungi; Ascomycota; Eurotiomycetes; Chaetothyriales; Herpotrichiellaceae.
AUGAUGAAAGUCAUCUUUGAGACCAUUCAGGUUGUGUUGCAGAAACUACCGGUGGCUGCGAAGGCAAAUCCAGAUGGCUUGACCAUUACCCGGACACAGCCAUCGGUGUUUGAGGACCCGCAACACAUCAAUACCUCACGGAGCUUGAAGGUCGCUCAAGAUUACAAUCAUUUCGACAAAGCAGAGGUCAACGACAUGUCCAAGAUGACUUUGGGAUUGUUGGAAACCUCCUCAGCACGACUCUCCGGCCUCGAAUUGUUUGAAGUGGUUCUCAGGUCAGUUGCAGACCAGAUUCCUCCAAACGAUCAGUCUCCACCACAUGCGUGA